UUGGCCGAUGGCAUCGACACCGUAAGCACUGUCACCAUAAAUGAUGAAUUGAUCGGUCGGACAGACAAUCAGUUCAUAAGAUAUAAGUUUGAUGUGAAGAAAGUGCUCAAAUUGGGUCCAAACGUCAUACGAGUGGCCAUACAGUCAGCGCCGUUAUAUUCAAUGGAAAGAGCAAAACAAUACGAGACUCAAUACAAGUAUAAAGUGUUUGUCUGCAAUAAAGGCGCUGACAAUGAAUGCUAUUUUGAUUUUAUCCGAAAAAUGGCCGCUUCUUACAGUUGGGAUUGGGGGCCAGCAUUUCCCACACAAGGCAUAUGGAAACCCAUUGGCAUCGAGGCGUACGAUAAGGCAGUCCUCCGGGACGUAAUGGUAGACACAAAACCCAACCCUAAAAAUAGCUCUCAAUGGGUGCUGACAGUCAGUACAUACGUGGAGUCGGCAUCACUGAAACAAAUCGACACAAUACUCGACAUCUCAUUGGACGACAAAAUCUUAGUUUCAAAACAGAAACACAGUUUGAAAACCGAUUCACUCGGAUCCGUGAAACUAGAUAUGGUGAUCCCUAUCCCACAGCACAUUCCUAUCUCUGCCUGGUAUCCAAACGGUGUGGCCAACCGUACCCAACAGUUAUACAAACUGCGGGUCGACCUGUCGUUCCCCGACAGCACCGAACAGUCCACUCAAACCAAACGAAUCGGUUUCCGAACCAUACGA
This is a messenger RNA of Oppiella nova, 714 nucleotides long. NCBI's taxonomy places the organism in Eukaryota, Metazoa, Arthropoda, Arachnida, Sarcoptiformes, Oppiidae. The record is from the annotation of a GenBank genome assembly.